CAAUCCGUAUCCGAAGAGAUGGUUUCUCCUGGAGACCCUCCUUUGAGGAAUUUGCUGAAAGAUACGGAAUUCUUCUAGUUAAACCUGAUGUUCCCCUCACAAAAGAAAGUUGCUUGGAGAUACUGCAAAGUACAGAGCUGAAAGGCUGGAUUUGUGGAAAGUCACGACUUUUCUUUAAAUAUUGGCAUCAGGAACAGCUGGCAAAGUAUGUGGAGCGACUGGCAAGAGCAGCAGUGAUCAUACAGAAGGUUUUCAGGGGAUUCAGAUGCAAGAAGAGUUUCCUAAAACUGUUGGCUGAGCUGAGAGCUCAAGCACAGCGGCUGCAGGAGGAGACAGAGAGAGAAAGAAUCCAGCAGCUGGCACUGGCAGCAGAGGCCCAGGAAAGACAUUCCCUUCCGGUCCCCAUGCCACGAAAGAGGCACCUUCAGUCUAGUCCUCAUCCUUCUGAUCAGCCACAGCAGCCACCAGUGCCACGGCCACGCAGCAAACUAACAGAGUCCACUCCUUUUGAUAACUUCUUGAACCCUUCUGUGCCUCGUCCUGUUCUGGGGGCUGAGGAACAGACUGGGGAAGAAGCGAAAAUGAGGAAACUCAAGAGAGGAGCAACUCUGCGCUGGUUCAAAGAGACACAGGCCCAGAAGGUCAUGCAGGAUGAUGGGGCCUUUCCAAGCUGGCUGCAUGGGAUGAUCAGUCGGAGGGAAGCUGAAAACUUGCUGAGUGACAAGCCUUUGGGUUGCUUCCUUGUUCGGAUCAGCCAGAGCCGACCAGGCUACAUCCUGUCAUACCGGGGCGAAGGCCGCUGCAGACACUACAUGGUCCAGAUGCAGCUGAAUGCCCGCUACGUCAUCCUGGGGGAGGACCGGGCCCACGCCUCGCUCACCGAGCUGGUGCGCUUUCACCAGACCGUGGGCAUCCAGCCCUUCAUGGAGAUACUGACUGUUCCCUGUGAGCAGAAAAGUAAUGAGAGCUUGGAUUAUGAAAAUCUGGAGGGUCUCACACUGAGUUCACAAGCAGACAAGGGGGAGACCCCUCCAGAGAAGCAGUCCAGCCCCUCCACGCCUUCCAGUGGCAAACCUGCUCUGCAGUGGUUCAGGAGGACCAAGAAUGUCCAAAUCCAGCAGACUGAAGACAAGAGUAGAACACAGCCUAGCUCUGGAGAGAGCAGCCAAAAAGCUUUCCCUCGCUUCCACUCUUCAGUACGCCUGGCAAUUCAGGAACUCCAGCAGUUCAUGUCCAUUCCUGAGAACAUGUCUAAACAGAGGAGCUCACUGCACUGAGGAUGUACAGCCUGAAUGAUGGGGUCCAAGUGGCUCUGGUUUAUCUUCUUCCAGUGCUGUUGGGCCUUCCCUAACAGUGAACACAUCCAGACAUACAGCAGCCUUUUUCUUUUUUAUUUUUUUUACUUUUUUUUUUUUACUUUUUUUUGCUGCACACAGCUGUCCCUGUGCUUUUAGACAGGGUUGAUGCAGAAGUUCAUUCUCGUCAGCACUGAGCCAUACUGUGACUGCAGUAUCUGGACCAGUCUGAUUCUGGGAGAGGGGAGAAGGUGGGAACAGUCACACUCUGCACACAUCCACAGUGCCUGACAGUCUGUGUGUCAGUGCUCCUGGAGACUCCUCACCUACCACUAUGAAUAGUCACAAAGUGGGUAUCUCCCAGCAACCUGUUCUGUCACAAAUAUCUGAUUACCUACCUCUUUCUCUUUAAAUGUUCUCUGUUUUGGUCCUGUGUAUCUGCUGCUCUGGGAACCAAGGGGAGUUGGGCUUGGGCAGUAAAAAGUAAAACUGAAGUGUCCUUUUUGUUGAGUGCAGGAGCACUUGAACAGAAGCUGAGACAUGGUCAAGAAGAUCUUUCUUGUAGAGGGGAUUCACUGCCUUUGCAUCAGUGUGCUGGCACACUGUUCCACGGUCCUUAACUCAGAGCUAAAGUCAGGGGAUCAUUAGCGAAACCCUCUCACUCAUCCUGGCUGAAAUCUCUACAAGUCCAGA
Messenger RNA from Pseudopodoces humilis (Tibetan ground-tit), 1988 nucleotides. Lineage: Eukaryota; Metazoa; Chordata; Aves; Passeriformes; Paridae. The record is from RefSeq and is a predicted model, not a curated record.